CUUGUGACGAUGAAUUAUUAAUCUUCUGGGAUUUCAAUAUUUGUCGAUGUGCUGGAGAAAUUUUUGAGGUGACUCUGGAGUCUAUGUGAAUGUACUUCAGAUGAGUGGAUUGAGGACGCAGAAUGGAGUCGAAGAACGGAACUGACGACUUUGUUACGGUAGUCAGUGUAGGAACUCAGCCAAAGAUUGAAAAUUUCGUAACUGUGCUGUCGAUCGGCAAUGGAAAGACUGAGGGACGUGCCAAUGGACUUGAAGGACAACUGGAUGAGGAAGUUGAGGUUUACAGGCUUCCUGGGGAGCGCUUGGGAUUUGGCCUCAAGUUUGAAGGCGGUAAUAAAACGUCGGAGCGUGUGAGAAGACUCUUUGUCCAGAGUUGCGCGGAGCACAGUCCUGCCAGCAGGACCAAGUGCUCCUGGGGGAGUUUGGGAGAGGGAGAUGAGAUUCUAUCCAUCGAUGGAGUACCAGUGACCCACAUGAGUCGUCUGGACUGCGUUCGUCACCUGAAAGAAUCUCAACUCGUGAUUAAAUUAAUCGUCCGGUGUCGAGGUGCUCUGCGACCAAAGGUGGUCAGUGCAGAGCGGAAGUCGAGCCCAGAGAAAACUCAGCCUCCCCCUGAAUUGCCGCCCCUCCCUCCACCCGUUCCCCCCCGAAAACUGAGACAGGCUCGUGGCUCGGCAGAUGGUGAUGCCAAUCCAAGUCCAGUGAAAAAAAUCCAAAAUGGACAUGUGAAUGGCCGCCGUGGAGGCCCUAAAUCCACGAAUAACGAUGGCUGUAAUUCAUCACCGAAAGCUAACAAUCAGAAAUCCCCUGAAUUCACAAAAAGUAAACAGGUAAAUCUUCAGGAACCCCCCGAAGCAAUGGUCUACCUCGACGCCCGUUCCCAGGACGGCUCCAGCACGCACGGAAGCACAUCCGACGACACAGGCAGUUCAAUGUCCACUGUAGUAGACAAAACCUCAGCCUUAGACUGUUUCUCGAGCGCCUCAACCACGUCAACAGCCUCCGAGAACCCUCCGGACAUCCCAAAGGACUCCCUCGACCUCCUGGAGGCCUUCGACCACUUGGACAAAGACUUCUGCACUCCCCCCGACUACUUGCUCAAGCGUCUAGCCAAUUCUGAGGCAGUGACCCACGUGGAAUCCAGAGGCGAGGCUGGGGCCGUCGUUGAGAAGGUCACAGCAGUGGUGGCCCCCAACACAGUCCUCAUAGAGGAAACGCUAACCCUCCAGCCUCCCCUCAGCUUCCAGGACGCCCCCCUCAGCUAUGCCCACGAAACGAGACCCGGAAUUUUCUACACAGCAGAUUUGGCAGCCGACUCGACCACCCACUUCCGUCCAAUUCGCGACGACGCCUCAACCGUUGAAUCCGUAAAUGGUGAUGCUGAAUCGUCUCAAAAAACCAACGCUACCCCAGCACCACCUCUACCAGUCCGUAACCAUGUUAAUAGAAUCCCAGUGAACCAGAUAUCCCAGGACUCUGUCUCGGAUGAUAAACCUGACAUCAGUGUAGCCGAGAAAACUGGUGAUUCAUUAGUAGUUCCACCAAAGCCAUUACCCCGUAAAGACUCAAAAUUAAAAAGAAAACGAUUGCCACCACCGCCACCACCGCCAACAGCGCCGAGACGUGAAGCACCACCUGUACCAGUUCGUAAUUUAGAAAUAUCAAAGUCAGUUGUUCGUGAAAAACCGGAGGUGGGUGAUGUCACGGGUUUAGAAAUCUCAUCGUUGCGCAAAGAGCAACAAGUUCCCUCGAUGGUUAAUGAACCAAUUGGAGGCCCAUCACAAUCACCCGAGGAUAAAACCAGGGAGUUUAAUGACUCAAUAACAGAUGAAAGUACUCCAGGAUCGAUAAAUAAUGACUCAAAAAACCCUGAAACCAUUCCGAAUGAGGAGGAAGAGGGACCGACAAACAAAGUCCUCGAGAUAAUCGAGAUGAAAAGAGUGAAAGCGUUUCUUGAAACCGAGCAUUCGCAGGAAAAAAUCCUACUGGGCCAAUCGAAAACGAUCAACAACAAUGAUAUCGAGUUUAUUGAAGAAAUUAAAGUUCCCAUUCUCCCGUCCCCCAGGCACAAGAAUUUUGGAAAUUCUACCAAAACGUUGACCCCGGAGUCCCCGGAUUUGAGCAGUCCGGAAGUGUGGGACGAGGCGAGAGAGCGCCGGGACGAUGAUUACGAUAGGAAAUACAGUGAAUCGGAUGACGAGGAGGAGGAAACUUACGCGUCAUUGGAUCAAAUUGAGGAUUUACAAUCGCCUGAAUCAGUGUCUAUAAUUAUAACUAAAGAAUUGGCGGACUCAGACAGUAGUUCGGAGAGUAGCGAGGACAAUGGCGAUGAUUACUACUGGCAGAGUAAUCUCGCAACGAUUGGCGAGGAGGAGGAGACACCUUCGCUCGAGUACACAGCAGUAAACAAAGAGCCUGAGGCCACCUCGAUCAUUGCUGAGCCAAGUGAACCAUCGAUUAGCCACAAUAACGAGAUAACCAGGGAGCGCGAUGAUACUGAACCGGUGAAGGAAGAGACGCCAAAAGCGGUGGAUAAAAAACAGGAUAAAAGCGCGGUAAAUGGUAGGAUGGACAACUGUGGAGGCGGUCAACGCCUGCCCCCGGAUGGGGACGAGUUUCCAGCGGCUUACCAAGAGUUCAGCGCCUCUGUACAGCAGUACCAAUACGUUGUAACACCGCGUACCACCACAAUGACAACGAAUGGUACAAUAAAUGAUACAGAAAAAUACGAAACAUCUAAACCAUCGCAAGUAACUGAGACCCGUAUAACAUCGCAGUACAUAGUAACGAGUAAGCCAGAUAUAUCCUUAAAACAAACAGACACAUUGAACAACGUAAAUUCCCACCUGGAAGAUAGCAAGAGAAAUCCCGUGACAUUUACGAAUACAUAUACGAGGGAUAAUAAGCAACAGUGUGUACAGGGAGUCGUGCUGACAGAAAAGAAAAUCGAGAUUGCUGGAUAUUAUCCGAAAGAAUCAAAGAUCGAUAAUGAAACGAGUGGUAAAGAUAAUCUGGACAGUCCUCCACCGUUGCCACUAACAGGACCACCUAGGUACGAGAAAGCACUGGUACAUGGUAGAAUUGCAAACGAGACGUGUGUUAAUUCGCGUAAAUUUUCAUUGAACGGUGAUCUGAGGCGUCAGGACGAUAAAUCUGAGAAAUCAGUGAGAGAUAAAAUAGCAAUGUUCUCCAAGGGCAGUAUAGAAUCACCCCUAUUUCCAAAUAAUCCGGUGACUAACGUCACUGUCACAUCGAGACGAUUAUCAAAGUAUAAAUCAUCGGAGGAUUUCUUUGUUGAUGAUGAUAAUAAGUGCAGCACGAUGCAGAACGAUCGUUGCUACAGCUCUUGUGAUCUCACGGAUUCUGGUAAAAGUCAUUCUGACGUAUUGACGAGCGGUGGGGGAACAGAGAGGCCGCCUUGUCUGCCAAGAUCAUCACCACCGGAGGAAUCAGUCAGCCGUGUCACGACACUUUUCACUAAGACAUCAACGAGUCUAAUGGCCACACAAAAAUCUGGAUUAUUGACUUCAUCGGCGAGUUUAACUGACGUUAAAUCUGUCAUUAAUCCGGCGAAUAUGAAUGGCGCUGGUGUAUUGUUGCAGGAGGUAAAGAAUAUGCCGGUAUUAACGAGGGCAACUAGCUUCUCCGGCGGAAUUUCUUACGGUGAAUUACCGCCUGCCAAUGGACAAGUAUCCAGGGCUAAUUCGCUUGCAUCGACAUUCCGUCGUACUGAGGAUAUGAGGAGAACCAGUUUGAAUCAAUUGAUCGAACAGAGAAGGAAAGGUAUUUCAAAGUUGAGGGGACUUGUUAUACCCGAGAAGGACGCUGUCCCUGUGGAUCAGCCGAUAAUCGAUCUUCCAGAAAUUAAAUCGAGGGAUUCUAUUCUAGUGCAACAGAAGGCGAGUCUAAUAGACAAAUGGGGUUCACAGGGCUCGCUAGCAAGCAAUACAAGUACCCAAAGUAUGCCAAUAAAAACGACAACGUUUAAAAUGCCAGCGCCGCAAAUCCUUCCAAAAUAUUCACCAGCCUUUAAACGCAAAAGUCUAACAGUUUAUGGCUCAUCAAAUGUCACAUCACCCUCAAGCCAACAGACUAGUCCAGCCUCCACAGUGACGCCCACUGAGCCCCCCAAGAGUUUAGAAAGUAUCUGCAGUCCAACGCGAAGUGACUACAGCUUUGAAUUUGUAUCAUCCAGUGUAUCACCCGAGAAUAUACGUAAUCGUCCGAGAAUUGGACAGAGAAAGACGCGUGGUGAUUACGAUGACUCGGACAAUGAUUCAGCAGUUAGUAGUUCUCAGAGUAGUAUAUCGAGGGGUUUCAGUCCGCCAACAUCGCCAGUACCAUCUGAUCGUUCAAAUCUGUCAUCCGACAGAUCUUAUCCAAUGAUAAUGGAUUCGAAAAAUUACUUAACAACUGACAGAGAGUAUUCCAAAACUGAGGGCUACACGGCCGAACGAAAUUACUUGAGUUCCAAUGGUUCGUCGAGUGGUAGCAGCAGUGGUAGUAACUCGAGUCACUGUGAUCCAAGGUCACCACCACCUGAGCACAACAUGAGAUUCACUGGAAUUCCACAACGACAGAUGCUUAAACGCUCGAGCAGCACUGAGACAAACUGCAGUACAUCGUCAACUCUGACCUCAGGCUCCCAGGCCAGCGCUGAGUCGUUGUCUAGACGUGUACUCAAGCCCCAGAGUGUCGAAGCCAUCAAUCGAAAGAACAUUCUUGCCAGCGCUAGGUGCAGAAGUGGCAGAGAUCUCAACGGUUCUCCCCUCAUUCAGCGUAAAUUCUCGGAUGACGAGGACAUUGCGAUUAAUCAACGCAAUGGUAAUUACGAGAAAAUAACAAAUGGCAAUUGUAACAUUGAGCCAACACAGCAGAGCGUCAAGAUAGCGUAUGUCGAGGUGAUCGAGGAUUUCGUGUGCAAGGACGAACCGAAGAUGGUCGAGUCCCCCAAGUAUCUUCCAAAGAGGACCACCUCAGUGCCAGCCCUGAGAGCACCCCCUAGGCCCGACAUUAUGCAGCCCUCUAACGACCUGAAGAACUGGGUGCGAACGGAAGUGGAGGCCUUAUUAAUAGAAGACAGCAAUCGUCUCGAAAAGUCCCAGGUGCCACAGACGAGAAUCCCCCGUACUCGAUCGUCAUUAACCCUCGACGAGGCAAACUCGACGGCCCUCUUGGGACCCAAAAGAAUGCCCUCGGUCGAGCGGAUCGAUAACUCCUGCAACAAGUCCGUGGACUCGCGUAACGACGAUCUCCUAACAACGUUAACAACAAAAAGCAGAUCACGAGCGCCAAUUAAUUUCGAGGACGGUGCUGUACUGCGCUCAAAGAGCCAGAUGAGUCUUGAGGACAUUCUGGCGGGUAAGACGGAGCCCAAGCGUGCGGAAGCCCAGCUCAUUCACUCGGUAUCGCACGGAAGAUUGUCACUGGACUCCAGAGACACUAAAUCACUCGUAAAACCGAGUUUACUGGAGCCGGAAGACAAAGCAUUUGUAUCGAAAAUACCCACUUAUGGGAGAAUGAAGGCAGAUGUUGUUGACGAGUCCGGUAGACUCAGUGACAGGUCAAGAACCUCGAAGAUACCGAUGCAGAGGAGUUUGGGACGGAGGAGUGCCAGUGUCACUGACAUGAAGAAGGCCCUGGAGAAGCCCGACUAUUCUACCAAUCACCAUUCUCAGCACGGGGCACAGGGGAACCACCACAGGUGUCCAAGUUUGGACAGCAGUGUCGAGGAGAGUAUUCGCUCGGUUGGGGUGGAAAAUGAUGCCGAACGAUUUUAUGGGGAACAGUUUGGCAGUAUAAGUUCAUUGGCCAGUAGUACCAGUUUGAUAUCCCAGCAGGAGCUCGCUUUGCUUGUUGAGGAGGCGAGCCUCGAGGAGGCCAGGGGGUCGCAUGAGGUCAUUGUGGUUCUCCUGCACAAGGAGAAUCCCAGUGGCAGUGUGGGCAUCACUCUGGCUGGGGGGAUUGACUGUGAGGCUAAGGAGAUCACUGUUCAUCGAGUUUUGGCUCACUCUAUCGCUGAUAAGGACGGGAGGGUGCAGAGGGGGGACAGGAUACUCAGCAUCAAUGGGAGGAGUACGAGGGGGCUCAGUCACAGGGAGAGUCUGGCGGUUCUCAAGCAACCGAGGUCGGAGGUCGUUCUUGUCGUGUCCAGGGCCAGGGCGGAGGAGGGAGGCAAGCUCAGGACGAGAACUGAGUCCGUGGAAACUAUCGUUGAAGGGUUCGAAACUAAUGGCAUCGAAGACACUGCGUGGGGUCCCCCAACUCGCGUGGCCAUUUUUAAAGACGGUGCUGGUCUUGGCUUCAGCCUGGAGGGUGGCAGGGACAGUCCACUGGGUGAUCGAGCCCUCGUCAUAAAGAAAAUAUUCACUGGUGGUGCUGCUGAGAAAACAGGUGCCUUAACUGCCGGCGACCAAUUGCUAGAGGUCAACGGUACUGACGUGACUCGUCUGUCGAGAAUCGAAGCGUGGUCCUUGAUGAAGAAACUACAGGAUGGAGAAGUUAAUCUCCUAGUCAGGCACCCAGCCACCAAGUCAUCGUGAAUGUUCAAACUGUUUAGUCACAUUGAGGGGGAAGAAGUCGCAGAACAACGAUUAAAUAUUCGAUUAUAAUUAACUAAUAAAUCGUAAAAGCUGCUGCAUAGCUUUAAAAAUAGAAUAAAAUGAAUGUAAAUACUGAAAACGUAAAUCAUUAGUUUACGUUGGCCGUGAGAAGUCCAUUGCAUUUAGACUAGAGCAUCCUUGCCUUACGUAUUAAAACGAAAAAAAAGUAAUAUAAAUUAUUUGAAUUUUCCUCGGACUGCUCAUCGAAGGAAAAGAAUUGCAUGAUGAGAACAUUUAUUAUUUUCAUGGAGGGGAAGCGAUUAUUGUUAAUUGUGGGCCAAUUAGGCACACAUGCUUGAGCCAUACGAUCCUGCAUAGGACUUAAUAAUUUUUCUCCUUAUUUUUAAUGGUAAUUCAAUCUAUGAAUUGUAACAGUGCUGGCAGUGCAAUAAUUAUGGUCAGGAUACGGCAUUAAAGCUUCUAGUUUCAGUCAGAAUUAUUUAGCCUAAUAUUUAAAAAACAAGAAACAUGCCGCCAUUGCCUUAUAAACUUAAUUAAUUAAUUCUUAAUCGUUCAUGAAGAAAAUUGUGAGAAAGGAAUUGUAAAUAUAAUAAUUGUAUUUUGGAAUUGGCUGAAGCACGAGGGGUUUAGUGGAAGAUCAAGCGCAAUUGACGGAAAAUAUCGACUUAGAUAAUAUAAAAAAUGUUGCUAAUUUAAGGAAAAGUCUAUUUUAUUGGAGUAUUUAAAUUUAAAUUGUAAACUUGAGAAAAUGCGUUUGUUGAUUAUCGUGCUGUGAUAUGUGGGGGAUCGGCAUAUGAGACUAACUAAUUAGUAUUUGUAAAGUGGUGUAAACUUCACUGCGAAUGAUUUUUUUCUUCGUUCAAUUGUUUUUUUCUAUUAGUCAAUAUGCAUUUACUUAUUCAAGCGCUGUUAAUGUAUCGCUUAAUUUUCUGUCUCUAAAUGUUUUGUAUCUGUAUUUUCUUCUUUUCAUUCGUAAACAAAACGUAUGUUGAUGAUGUUUAAAUAAAUGAUCCACGGUUAUUUGGAUUUUUUAACUAA
This is a messenger RNA of Diachasma alloeum, 7601 nucleotides long. RefSeq lists its product as uncharacterized. The transcript is spliced from 10 exons. Gene Ontology annotation, molecular function: protein binding. The record is from RefSeq and is a predicted model, not a curated record. The coding region runs from base 123 to 6542 and encodes 2139 amino acids. Lineage: Eukaryota; Metazoa; Arthropoda; Insecta; Hymenoptera; Braconidae.